Molecule: messenger RNA, 5844 nt
Organism: Pocillopora meandrina
Lineage: Eukaryota; Metazoa; Cnidaria; Anthozoa; Scleractinia; Pocilloporidae
Source: the annotation of a GenBank genome assembly
GGUUGUUGUAAUUAUUUUAUUAUAUGCACAGACUAAAAGGAAUAAGUUACCAAAGCCUAUGUCACGCAGUGUGAACACGAAAAAUUGCUUUGUAGCCACCCACGUAAUUCUGAGGUUAACGGCAGACCAGUGGCCACGAGGCAGAAAUCUGGUCAUAGGAAGAGGUCCACUCAGAUAUGGCUUAAGGAAACAAUGAUUUUGACCAUCAUACUUCCCUUUAGUGGCCAAGAAUGAAAGGUAAGUUUCUGUCAGACGCUUCAGUUCGAUCCCAUAUAUUCAAUGCUCACCCGUUUCCGGUGGAUUAAUGUCACUUUGUCCAAGAGAUACGACAUGGGAAUUACUCAACCAUGCGUUCAAUGCUCCGUGUCAGUGAUCUAAAAUAUUACAUCAUAAGACAGUGAAUAUUGGGAAUCCUUUGAGACCCAGGGGUUAACCUACAGAAUACAAGGCCACUUUAAAUCAUCCACCAAACGAGUCGGCUCGUUUGGCUCAUUUACUUCUUUGUUAACAAUGCUGAGCCAAAUGAUCCAGUGAAUAGAUAAACGUAAUACUCAACUUGCAUUUUCAUUACUCCUCGUUCUUUCAUCCAGUACCAAGCCGAACGAGCCACUAAAUGCAUAGAACUGAGACUUUAUGCAUAUAGAUUGUUCCUCGUUCUUUUACCUAGCCAAACGAGCCACUAGCUUAAGCGUAUAUUCAAUAUUACUCGUUCUUAUUUCCACUACCAAGCCAAACGAGCCUCUAACUGACACGUAUAUUCAAUAUUACUCGUUCUUUUAUCCGCUGCCGAGCCAAACGAGCCACUAGAUAUACUUCCUUCAAAAGUGGCCUUGUAUUGUACUCUUGCUCCAACCCAGGUUCGUUUGCUUCACUAAAGAAUCACGUUCGUUUCACGUCGUGCCUCGAGAGGACAAACUACCACUUCUCUCUUGUCGGUAAAAUAGCUCUCAGGUCCGGAUCCACCGAUAUUGGAAUUACCAUCGCCUCGAAUCAAGCUAACAAAACCUCAACACUCAAACACAGUCUUAAUUAGUAUGCUGUUUAAUCACCAUAUGUAUUUGUAUUUCAAAAUCCUAAAUUAAUUACCCGCCGAGUUGCUUUCGUAUCGUAGAUACAAUAGCAUUAGAUUCUACUUCAUCGAUCAUUUUGCGAUUUAUAACGUGCACGGUGAUUUGGGAAACGGUUUUCAUAUACUUAUAAUUUCAUCGCUAAUAGGAAAAAACAGAGAAAGGUGGUUACGAGAAAGUUUUGUGAAUUACAAUACCUCGUUCUUUUCAAAAGAAAAUGGUGUUGCGUGACAUCACCCUUAUAUUGAGUUGUGAUUAAAUAUGAAGUGACUUGCAACCUGCAAGGGCGUAGCCAGCUGUUCGAUUUGUCGUAAUAUUUGUUUCAACAUUUACAAAAGUCAUAUUACAAAAGUAAAGAAAGUGGAAAAAAAAAACUGCAGGCCCAUGGGCCUUAAGGCUGGCUGCGCCGCUGACCUGCGAUAAGCAGUUCUUCGUUCGAGAGAAGCGCCAUGGUUUAGCAGCACAAGGGCUUUUGACUUAAGAUUUAUGAAUUCAAAGUUUCAAACAACCUUGCAAAUCAUGGAAUGCAUUGAAGAAUAUCAAUUGCUAAGAAAGAAAAUUUUUUCCUAAGAUAUAAAAUGUAUUCAGUCAAAAAUUUCGAUUAAAUUUUGCUUUUUUUUUGCCGGAUAAUAUAUCAGCUGUAAGCAAGCGAGGAAUUUUUUCAUGUCAACACACAUGGAAGGAUGAGAGAAUUUGAUAACGCUAUGCAAAUCCGAGAUGCAACGCCACUACCAGGUUAACCGUUCGAAAGGGCGUUCAGGCUGAGAUUAACCAAAAUUUUAACACCUUAAGAACACAUCUUGGCUGAGAGUCAGUAAAGAACAUCUUCAUUUUGCUCUUUUUAUUGUGUGAAAAGUUUGAAGGUAAAAGAAAUGUAAAACUGCGGUCUAACAAGACAAUAAACUCAACUACUUUGGGGCCUUUUUUUAACAUUGACGAUGCGGUUUUCUUAUUGCACGAUAAGCUGAAGAACGACCCAGUUUGUAGUCGAACACAGUCUGGUCACGUCCGAAUCAAUUUAUUUAAAUACUAUACCUCACAACUUUGAGAACAUGUUAAGAAAUUUUUGUAGGCGCAAACUGCGAAAACAAAAAUAAGGAUGUUCAGCCCAAGCCUUAAAAUUAGACGUUCUCCCUUCGCAACACACAGGGAACGAGAUUGGGUUACAUUAACCCUUUACACCCUCACAUUAGCAUGCAUUUUCUCUUUACUGUUGUAUGCAUUUCCCGAGCUGCUAACAAGGAGAAUUUGUUUAAAAAUCAAGUACUUCUUUAGUUCUUGAUCAUUUCCUUUAUUCAUGUCACCUUAAUAUGUGAAUCAGGGUCGGUAUUGUAAGGAGAAACUAGAUGACAGUCACUCUUAGGGGUCAAAUGAUGUGACGUUAAGUGUUAACACUGAGUGCAUGAAGAUGAACAUAUGGGAUGGCAAUUUACUUACAUCUGAAGCUAUUUUUAAAAAUUUUAGUGUAUUUUCUUUUUUAACUUAGAAACCUUGAAAUAAAGACUUUUACCGUCCUCAAAUUGGAGCACUGUAAUCAUCACUACUGAAAUUCUGAGUGAACUGAAGAUUGACAGCAUCCCACUGAUGACAGCCUUCAGUGCUCUUCAGACUUGGAAAUGUUACUUCUUCUCAACGUUUGUCGCGGUUGGAAUUUUAAGCCUCUUUUACAUUUUCCGGCUAGAAGUGGCUGAUUCCUAUAUCUUUAAACAGUUGUUUCGAAAGAGAAACGUACCUGACAAUGAAACGAGCUCAUAUAUAAUGAUAAAUGAAACUAAUGCAGAGAUUGCAAACCACAUUUUCACAAAUGCUUAUAGACCGACCACGCCCGCAUCAGUUGAAGAGGAAAGAAGUAUUGGAGUUCAGAAUGUAGAGAUUACAAGGCCCGGGUUCAUAUCUUGCAAAGGCAAUGCAACAUGGGAAGCAUACGGGGACUCAGAUUGUUCUGAUAACUCAAGGCGAGACAAUUUGUGCCAUCUUCUUCGUGCCUGGACUAUUGCAGCCAAGGAACACAACAUUAUUUACACUUUAGCUGCAGGGAGUCUUAUUGGAAUGCUACGCAAUAACGAUCUAAUUCCCUGGGAUACAGAUAUCGACAUAUUCCUCCACGUGAAAUAUUUCCCGCUUUUGCAAAAAUGGGAGAAAGAGAAAAUGUUUACAAGUCUUGAAGAAUCAAUCUAUCUGGCGACUCAGCCAGGACCAGUAAAUAAUGUUCCCGAGGAAAAAAGAACUCGUCACAACUGUAACGGAAAGGUAAGUUGGCUCCUGAAAUAUAUCUCGGCGGUCUCACUUGAGCACCACUUACAAAAAGACUUCAGUAUUAACCCACUUCUUGUCGCACGUGCGCGGAUGAGUAUUAUGACAGCAAUGUUUCAAAUCAGUUGUUCUCAUGUUUACUCGACCUUCCUCUGGGUUCCCAAGCGUCCACCAGGUUUCCCCAAAGCGAAGCUUUUAAGAGUUCUGUAAGGAACUGAAAUGUUUCGGCCCAGACCCGACUCCUCCCAAACCUCUCACAGGCUCGUUUCAUUCGCCGGCUUAAAACCUGCGGGCUUCGCUGCACGUGCCGAGGCACUUAUAAAAGACCGUUCGUAUGCUAGAACACAGCGGUCGAACGUCGAGCAUGCGCGACGGGAUCAAUUUGGUCGGCCGCGCUUCAUUUUCGCGCGCAAAAAUUCAAAGGAAAACAUAAGAACCAACCGCCAUCUCGCAAGAUUAGCGAAAGAUUUCUGAAACUUUUAUCGAAAUUUGUAAAAGGAAAACAACAGUAUAGAAAAAGAAAACUGGAGGUCAGAGCUUAUUUAAGUCCAGGUAUUCGGCUGGUUUACCAUUCUGUUUUGAGCUGUAUCAAAAAAGGUUAUACACUUUUAAAAUAGCGUGAUUUACUCGCUUAUGUGGUCAUUUGUAACUCGUUGAUUCAACUUAGUUCCGACACUCCUUGAAAAGGCGCCACCUUAUCGUUACAGCGUUCGCACAAGCGCAGACGUUUGACAGCUGUUUUGUAUGCUAGUCUAUUACUAACGUUCUGAUAAAGCCCGGUUUCCUGAUUAUUCUGCAAAUCGUCAGGAUUAUCCUUUUAGUGUCAAAAAAAAAAAAUUCAAGACUGCCAAAGUAUCACAUCGACCAGACAAUCGGGUCGAUCACGUUAGCCCCAUUAAACAGAGUACUAUUCGAUUGUGUGAGUCUUACGGGAUAAUCUGAGUAGUGUUUAUAAAUCAUCGUCCUGAUCGUCUCGAAAUAUUUGUGCGACAAUUGGGAUGUUCUCGAAGAUCAUAAAACUGUGGAAACCAGGCUUUAAGUGACAAAUUUGUUAUUCCAAGUCGUAGAAAGUAAAGCAUCUGAUCUGGCCAAGGUACACAUAUCGUCAAAUUUUGUAGUGUGAAGUUAACCUUUUCCUUAGACAAAUAGCCAACAACCUCCCAUAUCCGGAAACUCGGGCGAGUGUGGACUAUAGCCAUAUAUUUAACACCGAAAACUUUCAACGCUUCUAGGUCAUAAGCUUCUGAUUUAAUAUUGAGCUAUUUUCAACCACUUUUCAGCUUAAUGUUGGCCAAUUGGCAGUAGCUGUCGAUUCUAAUGACAACAUUAAGGAGUACUUACAUAUUACAUUCGUGGUUCCUCUCCCUCUAUCGAGUUAGUCCCAAGCCUGGGCCCUACCCCCCACUAACCUCCCCCCAAUUCCUCCCCCCAACCCCCCCCCUCCACUUCUCUUUUCUCCUAAAUGUUCAACACUAUGGCUUUUGUUCGGGAAGUAAAACGAUUACAGAAUUAUAGUAAUUUAGUAUAUGGAAUUUGCUCAUGCAGGUUUCCACUCACCCUAAAUACGAAGACGUUGACAAAUUUGUGAUUCUCUUCUCAUCAGGUGACGUCAAGUUACUCAGACAUGUGCUCCUUUCUAGAGCCUAUGGCGAGGUUAAUAAGAGGAAAUUGCUUUAUUGACUUUUUUCAUUAUGAAGAAAAAGACGACAUGGUGGUAGAACAUAAAGAAAAUCUUGCUGUUAGCAUGCAUAAAUAUACAGAUUUCUAUCCCUUUAGGCCGUGCGUUUUCAUGGGUUUUUCAGUUUCAUGUCCAAACAAACCCUUAGAAGUUUUACGAGUUACUUACAAUAGUAAGUCUGACAUGAAGAAACCGCCCAAAGUUUGUAAGAAUGGUAACUGGGUUUCUAAUAAAUGAAAACUAACAAACAAACUUUAACCUACAACUUUUGACUUGGUUGUAGAAUGGCGUAUUAUUUUGUCACUAGUGAAUAGGUUUUGUUUUUUACAGGACGUUCUUGAUUUUAACUUGAUCUACCGGUUUGCACCAUUUUUCGUUCUUGAUUUUAACUUGAUCUACCGGUUUUGCACCAUUUUUAAAUUACCUGUCUGUAUAUGUGACUUUUCCAACACGUGUAGUUCAGUGGAGUCGCGAGUAAGGAGCUAGGAGUUUCAAGUUUCAAGUAUUUCCUAUUCGAUUAGGGAAAAUUUUUAUUCGAUCAAUGAACGCCAAUCGAGUUUAUAAAAUUGUUAAUCAGCCAAAGACUAGUUCUAAGUGAGGUUUUGGGAGUAUAAAACUCAUUAAAGAGACCAUAUUCAUAUCUAGGCUUAGUUUUAAAGAGACUGACAGGUAAUCUGUCCCGAGGAAAAUUAAUCGAGUGUUGCAUGGUUCAUGCUGAAAGGGAAGCGGGGCUGUGAAUGAAUAAUGUAUGGUCAGGAAGGCUGGGUGUGGCGACAAGCGUAAACAGCGGGACAGUUGAGGAAAAAAAAAAUAUGAAGGAGUGGGGACCCUUCCUUGAAACCCGCG